Messenger RNA from Neoarius graeffei (lesser salmon catfish), 20203 nucleotides. RefSeq names its product epiplakin 1 (gene eppk1). The transcript is spliced from 2 exons. Bases 126 to 19460 code for a protein of 6444 amino acids. NCBI's taxonomy places the organism in Eukaryota, Metazoa, Chordata, Actinopteri, Siluriformes, Ariidae. Gene Ontology annotation, molecular function: keratin filament binding; structural molecule activity. The record is from RefSeq and is a predicted model, not a curated record. Gene Ontology annotation, cellular component: keratin filament; cytoplasm; membrane. Gene Ontology annotation, biological process: wound healing; intermediate filament bundle assembly.
UCCUGCAGCCAACACUGUGCGUGCCGGUCCAAGCCAGGGUCAACAGUUUGCCAGAAAUCAUUCUGUUCCUGACAGACUUGAAUCUUCUCAGACACACAAACUAAGGCCACCAAAAGAUCCUCAAAAUGUCACAUCAGGAAAAAAGCCAAAGACAAGAAAUUGUGGUCACCUUCCAAGGCAUCAAAAAGAAAGUAACAGCUCAGAACUUGCUAGAAUCAAAAAUUAUUGACAAGUCAUUAUUUGAAGACCUUUGCAACGGAAAAGUCACAGCAGAGCAAGUAAGCACUAGGGAUUCGGUGCGCAGGUACCUGCAGGGAACCGACUGCAUUGCAGGAGUGUUUGUGCAGUCCACCAAACAGACCAUGAGCAUCUAUGAAGCCAAAUCCAAAGGACAUCUAACAGCUGGAACGUCACUCGUUUUACUGGAGGCUCAAGCUGCCAUUGGAUUCAUGAUUGAUCCAUUGAAGAACAAAAAACUCUCAGUGGAGGAGGCAGUGGCUGAGGGAGUCGUGGGGGCUGAAUGGAAAAGCAAGCUGCUUUCUGCAGAGAAGGCAGUCACUGGCUACACUGACCCUCACACAGGAAACAUCAUUUCGUUGUUCCAGGCCUUGAAGAAAGAUCUCAUCGUCAGAGACCAUGGCAUCCGUCUUCUGGAAGCACAGAUUGCUACUGGAGGCAUCAUUGAUCCAGUGCACAGCCACCGUGUGCCUGUAGAGGUGGCUUACGAGAGAGGGUAUUUUGAUAAAGAAAUGAACCAGGUUCUUGCCGACCCGUCGGAUGACACCAAGGGCUUCUUUGACCCCAACACGAAGGAAAACCUCACCUACUUGCAACUACUUGGCAGGUGUGUGAGAGACCCCCACACUGGCCUAAAACUGCUUGUUGUUGUGAAGCCAGGAGAGUUUUACUUUUACAUUGACGAGCAUACAAAGACAACACUCCAGUGCACCACCACAAAGAAAGCAGGGGGUAAAUUCCAAGGAAAGGAGAUUUCCCUCUGGGAACUGAUAGACUCUGAAUACAUUGAAGAGGAAAAGAAAAGAGAUCUGGUUCAGCAAUUUAAAUCUGGCACUAUAACAGUUGAAUACUUCUUGGAGCAUGUGCUCACAAUUAUAGGUCAGAAAACGUCCUGUGUGACCGUUACGACCACCACCACCACUUCAACUAAAACGGGCCGUGGUUUCCGUGGAAUCAAAAAGCAAGUAACGGCUCAGAAUUUACUUGAAUCUAAAAUCAUUGACCAGCAAACUUUUGAAGACCUGAGCAUCGGAAAGGUCACGGCAGAGCAAGUAAGCACUAGGGAUUCGGUGCGCAGGUACCUGCAGGGAACCGACUGCAUUGCAGGAGUGUUUGUGCAGUCCACCAAACAGACCAUGAGCAUCUAUGAAGCCAAAUCCAAAGGACAUCUAACAGCUGGAACGUCACUCGUUUUACUGGAGGCUCAAGCUGCCAUUGGAUUCAUGAUUGAUCCAUUGAAGAACAAAAAACUCUCAGUGGAGGAGGCAGUGGCUGAGGGAGUCGUGGGGGCUGAAUGGAAAAGCAAGCUGCUUUCUGCAGAGAAGGCAGUCACUGGCUACACUGACCCUCACACAGGAAACAUCAUUUCGUUGUUCCAGGCCUUGAAGAAAGAUCUCAUCGUCAGAGACCAUGGCAUCCGUCUUCUGGAAGCACAGAUUGCUACUGGAGGCAUCAUUGAUCCAGUGCACAGCCACCGUGUGCCUGUAGAGGUGGCUUACGAGAGAGGGUAUUUUGAUAAAGAAAUGAACCAGGUUCUUGCCGACCCGUCGGAUGACACCAAGGGCUUCUUUGACCCCAACACGAAGGAAAACCUCACCUACUUGCAACUACUUGGCAGGUGUGUGAGAGACCCCCACACUGGCCUAAAACUGCUUGUUGUUGUGAAGCCAGGAGAGUUUUACUUUUACAUUGACGAGCAUACAAAGACAACACUCCAGUGCACCACCACAAAGAAAGCAGGGGGUAAAUUCCAAGGAAAGGAGAUUUCCCUCUGGGAACUGAUAGACUCUGAAUACAUUGAAGAGGAAAAGAAAAGAGAUCUGGUUCAGCAAUUUAAAUCUGGCACUAUAACAGUUGAAUACUUCUUGGAGCAUGUGCUCACAAUUAUAGGUCAGAAAACGUCCUGUGUGACCGUUACGACCACCACCACCACCACUUCAACUAAAACGGGCCGUGGUUUCCGUGGAAUCAAAAAGCAAGUAUCGGCUCAGAAUUUACUUGAAUCUAAAAUCAUUGACCAGCAAACUUUUGAAGACCUGAGCAUCGGAAAGGUCACGGCAGAGCAAGUAAGCACUAGGGAUUCGGUGCGCAGGUACCUGCAGGGAACCGACUGCAUUGCAGGAGUGUUUGUGCAGUCCACCAAACAGACCAUGAGCAUCUAUGAAGCCAAAUCCAAAGGACAUCUAACAGCUGGAACGUCACUCGUUUUACUGGAGGCUCAAGCUGCCAUUGGAUUCAUGAUUGAUCCAUUGAAGAACAAAAAACUCUCAGUGGAGGAGGCAGUGGCUGAGGGAGUCGUGGGGGCUGAAUGGAAAAGCAAGCUGCUUUCUGCAGAGAAGGCAGUCACUGGCUACACUGACCCUCACACAGGAAACAUCAUUUCGUUGUUCCAGGCCUUGAAGAAAGAUCUCAUCGUCAGAGACCAUGGCAUCCGUCUUCUGGAAGCACAGAUUGCUACUGGAGGCAUCAUUGAUCCAGUGCACAGCCACCGUGUGCCUGUAGAGGUGGCUUACGAGAGAGGGUAUUUUGAUAAAGAAAUGAACCAGGUUCUUGCCGACCCGUCGGAUGACACCAAGGGCUUCUUUGACCCCAACACGAAGGAAAACCUCACCUACUUGCAACUACUUGGCAGGUGUGUGAGAGACCCCCACACUGGCCUAAAACUGCUUGUUGUUGUGAAGCCAGGAGAGUUUUACUUUUACAUUGACGAGCAUACAAAGACAACACUCCAGUGCACCACCACAAAGAAAGCAGGGGGUAAAUUCCAAGGAAAGGAGAUUUCCCUCUGGGAACUGAUAGACUCUGAAUACAUUGAAGAGGAAAAGAAGAGAGAUCUGGUUCAGCAAUUUAAAUCUGGCACUAUAACAGUUGAAUACUUCUUGGAGCAUGUGCUCACAAUUAUAGGUCAGAAAACGUCCUGUGUGACCGUUACGACCACCACCACCACUUCAACUAAAACGGGCCCUGGUUUCUGUGGAAUCAAAAAGCAAGUAUCGGCUCAGAAUUUACUUGAAUCUAAAAUCAUUGACCAGCAAACUUUUGAAGACCUGAGCAUCGGAAAGGUCACGGCAGAGCAAGUAAGCACUAGGGAUUCGGUGCGCAGGUACCUGCAGGGAACCGACUGCAUUGCAGGAGUGUUUGUGCAGUCCACCAAACAGACCAUGAGCAUCUAUGAAGCCAAAUCCAAAGGACAUCUAACAGCUGGAACGUCACUCGUUUUACUGGAGGCUCAAGCUGCCAUUGGAUUCAUGAUUGAUCCAUUGAAGAACAAAAAACUCUCAGUGGAGGAGGCAGUGGCUGAGGGAGUCGUGGGGGCUGAAUGGAAAAGCAAGCUGCUUUCUGCAGAGAAGGCAGUCACUGGCUACACUGACCCUCACACAGGAAACAUCAUUUCGUUGUUCCAGGCCUUGAAGAAAGAUCUCAUCGUCAGAGACCAUGGCAUCCGUCUUCUGGAAGCACAGAUUGCUACUGGAGGCAUCAUUGAUCCAGUGCACAGCCACCGUGUGCCUGUAGAGGUGGCUUACGAGAGAGGGUAUUUUGAUAAAGAAAUGAACCAGGUUCUUGCCGACCCGUCGGAUGACACCAAGGGCUUCUUUGACCCCAACACGAAGGAAAACCUCACCUACUUGCAACUACUUGGCAGGUGUGUGAGAGACCCCCACACUGGCCUAAAACUGCUUGUUGUUGUGAAGCCAGGAGAGUUUUACUUUUACAUUGACGAGCAUACAAAGACAACACUCCAGUGCACCACCACAAAGAAAGCAGGGGGUAAAUUCCAAGGAAAGGAGAUUUCCCUCUGGGAACUGAUAGACUCUGAAUACAUUGAAGAGGAAAAGAAAAGAGAUCUGGUUCAGCAAUUUAAAUCUGGCACUAUAACAGUUGAAUACUUCUUGGAGCAUGUGCUCACAAUUAUAGGUCAGAAAACGUCCUGUGUGACCGUUACGACCACCACCACCACCACUUCAACUAAAACGGGCCCUGGUUUCCGUGGAAUCAAAAAGCAAGUAUCGGCUCAGAAUUUACUUGAAUCUAAAAUCAUUGACCAGCAAACUUUUGAAGACCUGAGCAUCGGAAAGGUCACGGCAGAGCAAGUAAGCACUAGGGAUUCGGUGCGCAGGUACCUGCAGGGAACCGACUGCAUUGCAGGAGUGUUUGUGCAGUCCACCAAACAGACCAUGAGCAUCUAUGAAGCCAAAUCCAAAGGACAUCUAACAGCUGGAACGUCACUCGUUUUACUGGAGGCUCAAGCUGCCAUUGGAUUCAUGAUUGAUCCAUUGAAGAACAAAAAACUCUCAGUGGAGGAGGCAGUGGCUGAGGGAGUCGUGGGGGCUGAAUGGAAAAGCAAGCUGCUUUCUGCAGAGAAGGCAGUCACUGGCUACACUGACCCUCACACAGGAAACAUCAUUUCGUUGUUCCAGGCCUUGAAGAAAGAUCUCAUCGUCAGAGACCAUGGCAUCCGUCUUCUGGAAGCACAGAUUGCUACUGGAGGCAUCAUUGAUCCAGUGCACAGCCACCGUGUGCCUGUAGAGGUGGCUUACGAGAGAGGGUAUUUUGAUAAAGAAAUGAACCAGGUUCUUGCCGACCCGUCGGAUGACACCAAGGGCUUCUUUGACCCCAACACGAAGGAAAACCUCACCUACUUGCAACUACUUGGCAGGUGUGUGAGAGACCCCCACACUGGCCUAAAACUGCUUGUUGUUGUGAAGCCAGGAGAGUUUUACUUUUACAUUGACGAGCAUACAAAGACAACACUCCAGUGCACCACCACAAAGAAAGCAGGGGGUAAAUUCCAAGGAAAGGAGAUUUCCCUCUGGGAACUGAUAGACUCUGAAUACAUUGAAGAGGAAAAGAAAAGAGAUCUGGUUCAGCAAUUUAAAUCUGGCACUAUAACAGUUGAAUACUUCUUGGAGCAUGUGCUCACAAUUAUAGGUCAGAAAACGUCCUGUGUGACCGUUACGACCACCACCACCACCACUUCAACUAAAACGGGCCGUGGUUUCCGUGGAAUCAAAAAGCAAGUAACGGCUCAGAAUUUACUUGAAUCUAAAAUCAUUGACCAGCAAACUUUUGAAGACCUGAGCAUCGGAAAGGUCACGGCAGAGCAAGUAAGCACUAGGGAUUCGGUGCGCAGGUACCUGCAGGGAACCGACUGCAUUGCAGGAGUGUUUGUGCAGUCCACCAAACAGACCAUGAGCAUCUAUGAAGCCAAAUCCAAAGGACAUCUAACAGCUGGAACGUCACUCGUUUUACUGGAGGCUCAAGCUGCCAUUGGAUUCAUGAUUGAUCCAUUGAAGAACAAAAAACUCUCAGUGGAGGAGGCAGUGGCUGAGGGAGUCGUGGGGGCUGAAUGGAAAAGCAAGCUGCUUUCUGCAGAGAAGGCAGUCACUGGCUACACUGACCCUCACACAGGAAACAUCAUUUCGUUGUUCCAGGCCUUGAAGAAAGAUCUCAUCGUCAGAGACCAUGGCAUCCGUCUUCUGGAAGCACAGAUUGCUACUGGAGGCAUCAUUGAUCCAGUGCACAGCCACCGUGUGCCUGUAGAGGUGGCUUACGAGAGAGGGUAUUUUGAUAAAGAAAUGAACCAGGUUCUUGCCGACCCGUCGGAUGACACCAAGGGCUUCUUUGACCCCAACACGAAGGAAAACCUCACCUACUUGCAACUACUUGGCAGGUGUGUGAGAGACCCCCACACUGGCCUAAAACUGCUUGUUGUUGUGAAGCCAGGAGAGUUUUACUUUUACAUUGACGAGCAUACAAAGACAACACUCCAGUGCACCACCACAAAGAAAGCAGGGGGUAAAUUCCAAGGAAAGGAGAUUUCCCUCUGGGAACUGAUAGACUCUGAAUACAUUGAAGAGGAAAAGAAGAGAGAUCUGGUUCAGCAAUUUAAAUCUGGCACUAUAACAGUUGAAUACUUCUUGGAGCAUGUGCUCACAAUUAUAGGUCAGAAAACGUCCUGUGUGACCGUUACGACCACCACCACCACUUCAACUAAAACGGGCCCUGGUUUCUGUGGAAUCAAAAAGCAAGUAUCGGCUCAGAAUUUACUUGAAUCUAAAAUCAUUGACCAGCAAACUUUUGAAGACCUGAGCAUCGGAAAGGUCACGGCAGAGCAAGUAAGCACUAGGGAUUCGGUGCGCAGGUACCUGCAGGGAACCGACUGCAUUGCAGGAGUGUUUGUGCAGUCCACCAAACAGACCAUGAGCAUCUAUGAAGCCAAAUCCAAAGGACAUCUAACAGCUGGAACGUCACUCGUUUUACUGGAGGCUCAAGCUGCCAUUGGAUUCAUGAUUGAUCCAUUGAAGAACAAAAAACUCUCAGUGGAGGAGGCAGUGGCUGAGGGAGUCGUGGGGGCUGAAUGGAAAAGCAAGCUGCUUUCUGCAGAGAAGGCAGUCACUGGCUACACUGACCCUCACACAGGAAACAUCAUUUCGUUGUUCCAGGCCUUGAAGAAAGAUCUCAUCGUCAGAGACCAUGGCAUCCGUCUUCUGGAAGCACAGAUUGCUACUGGAGGCAUCAUUGAUCCAGUGCACAGCCACCGUGUGCCUGUAGAGGUGGCUUACGAGAGAGGGUAUUUUGAUAAAGAAAUGAACCAGGUUCUUGCCGACCCGUCGGAUGACACCAAGGGCUUCUUUGACCCCAACACGAAGGAAAACCUCACCUACUUGCAACUACUUGGCAGGUGUGUGAGAGACCCCCACACUGGCCUAAAACUGCUUGUUGUUGUGAAGCCAGGAGAGUUUUACUUUUACAUUGACGAGCAUACAAAGACAACACUCCAGUGCACCACCACAAAGAAAGCAGGGGGUAAAUUCCAAGGAAAGGAGAUUUCCCUCUGGGAACUGAUAGACUCUGAAUACAUUGAAGAGGAAAAGAAAAGAGAUCUGGUUCAGCAAUUUAAAUCUGGCACUAUAACAGUUGAAUACUUCUUGGAGCAUGUGCUCACAAUUAUAGGUCAGAAAACGUCCUGUGUGACCGUUACGACCACCACCACCACCACUUCAACUAAAACGGGCCCUGGUUUCCGUGGAAUCAAAAAGCAAGUAUCGGCUCAGAAUUUACUUGAAUCUAAAAUCAUUGACCAGCAAACUUUUGAAGACCUGAGCAUCGGAAAGGUCACGGCAGAGCAAGUAAGCACUAGGGAUUCGGUGCGCAGGUACCUGCAGGGAACCGACUGCAUUGCAGGAGUGUUUGUGCAGUCCACCAAACAGACCAUGAGCAUCUAUGAAGCCAAAUCCAAAGGACAUCUAACAGCUGGAACGUCACUCGUUUUACUGGAGGCUCAAGCUGCCAUUGGAUUCAUGAUUGAUCCAUUGAAGAACAAAAAACUCUCAGUGGAGGAGGCAGUGGCUGAGGGAGUCGUGGGGGCUGAAUGGAAAAGCAAGCUGCUUUCUGCAGAGAAGGCAGUCACUGGCUACACUGACCCUCACACAGGAAACAUCAUUUCGUUGUUCCAGGCCUUGAAGAAAGAUCUCAUCGUCAGAGACCAUGGCAUCCGUCUUCUGGAAGCACAGAUUGCUACUGGAGGCAUCAUUGAUCCAGUGCACAGCCACCGUGUGCCUGUAGAGGUGGCUUACGAGAGAGGGUAUUUUGAUAAAGAAAUGAACCAGGUUCUUGCCGACCCGUCGGAUGACACCAAGGGCUUCUUUGACCCCAACACGAAGGAAAACCUCACCUACUUGCAACUACUUGGCAGGUGUGUGAGAGACCCCCACACUGGCCUAAAACUGCUUGUUGUUGUGAAGCCAGGAGAGUUUUACUUUUACAUUGACGAGCAUACAAAGACAACACUCCAGUGCACCACCACAAAGAAAGCAGGGGGUAAAUUCCAAGGAAAGGAGAUUUCCCUCUGGGAACUGAUAGACUCUGAAUACAUUGAAGAGGAAAAGAAAAGAGAUCUGGUUCAGCAAUUUAAAUCUGGCACUAUAACAGUUGAAUACUUCUUGGAGCAUGUGCUCACAAUUAUAGGUCAGAAAACGUCCUGUGUGACCGUUACGACCACCACCACCACCACUUCAACUAAAACGGGCCGUGGUUUCCGUGGAAUCAAAAAGCAAGUAACGGCUCAGAAUUUACUUGAAUCUAAAAUCAUUGACCAGCAAACUUUUGAAGACCUGAGCAUCGGAAAGGUCACGGCAGAGCAAGUAAGCACUAGGGAUUCGGUGCGCAGGUACCUGCAGGGAACCGACUGCAUUGCAGGAGUGUUUGUGCAGUCCACCAAACAGACCAUGAGCAUCUAUGAAGCCAAAUCCAAAGGACAUCUAACAGCUGGAACGUCACUCGUUUUACUGGAGGCUCAAGCUGCCAUUGGAUUCAUGAUUGAUCCAUUGAAGAACAAAAAACUCUCAGUGGAGGAGGCAGUGGCUGAGGGAGUCGUGGGGGCUGAAUGGAAAAGCAAGCUGCUUUCUGCAGAGAAGGCAGUCACUGGCUACACUGACCCUCACACAGGAAACAUCAUUUCGUUGUUCCAGGCCUUGAAGAAAGAUCUCAUCGUCAGAGACCAUGGCAUCCGUCUUCUGGAAGCACAGAUUGCUACUGGAGGCAUCAUUGAUCCAGUGCACAGCCACCGUGUGCCUGUAGAGGUGGCUUACGAGAGAGGGUAUUUUGAUAAAGAAAUGAACCAGGUUCUUGCCGACCCGUCGGAUGACACCAAGGGCUUCUUUGACCCCAACACGAAGGAAAACCUCACCUACUUGCAACUACUUGGCAGGUGUGUGAGAGACCCCCACACUGGCCUAAAACUGCUUGUUGUUGUGAAGCCAGGAGAGUUUUACUUUUACAUUGACGAGCAUACAAAGACAACACUCCAGUGCACCACCACAAAGAAAGCAGGGGGUAAAUUCCAAGGAAAGGAGAUUUCCCUCUGGGAACUGAUAGACUCUGAAUACAUUGAAGAGGAAAAGAAAAGAGAUCUGGUUCAGCAAUUUAAAUCUGGCACUAUAACAGUUGAAUACUUCUUGGAGCAUGUGCUCACAAUUAUAGGUCAGAAAACGUCCUGUGUGACCGUUACGACCACCACCACCACUUCAACUAAAACGGGCCGUGGUUUCCGUGGAAUCAAAAAGCAAGUAACGGCUCAGAAUUUACUUGAAUCUAAAAUCAUUGACCAGCAAACUUUUGAAGACCUGAGCAUCGGAAAGGUCACGGCAGAGCAAGUAAGCACUAGGGAUUCGGUGCGCAGGUACCUGCAGGGAACCGACUGCAUUGCAGGAGUGUUUGUGCAGUCCACCAAACAGACCAUGAGCAUCUAUGAAGCCAAAUCCAAAGGACAUCUAACAGCUGGAACGUCACUCGUUUUACUGGAGGCUCAAGCUGCCAUUGGAUUCAUGAUUGAUCCAUUGAAGAACAAAAAACUCUCAGUGGAGGAGGCAGUGGCUGAGGGAGUCGUGGGGGCUGAAUGGAAAAGCAAGCUGCUUUCUGCAGAGAAGGCAGUCACUGGCUACACUGACCCUCACACAGGAAACAUCAUUUCGUUGUUCCAGGCCUUGAAGAAAGAUCUCAUCGUCAGAGACCAUGGCAUCCGUCUUCUGGAAGCACAGAUUGCUACUGGAGGCAUCAUUGAUCCAGUGCACAGCCACCGUGUGCCUGUAGAGGUGGCUUACGAGAGAGGGUAUUUUGAUAAAGAAAUGAACCAGGUUCUUGCCGACCCGUCGGAUGACACCAAGGGCUUCUUUGACCCCAACACGAAGGAAAACCUCACCUACUUGCAACUACUUGGCAGGUGUGUGAGAGACCCCCACACUGGCCUAAAACUGCUUGUUGUUGUGAAGCCAGGAGAGUUUUACUUUUACAUUGACGAGCAUACAAAGACAACACUCCAGUGCACCACCACAAAGAAAGCAGGGGGUAAAUUCCAAGGAAAGGAGAUUUCCCUCUGGGAACUGAUAGACUCUGAAUACAUUGAAGAGGAAAAGAAAAGAGAUCUGGUUCAGCAAUUUAAAUCUGGCACUAUAACAGUUGAAUACUUCUUGGAGCAUGUGCUCACAAUUAUAGGUCAGAAAACGUCCUGUGUGACCGUUACGACCACCACCACCACCACUUCAACUAAAACGGGCCGUGGUUUCCGUGGAAUCAAAAAGCAAGUAACGGCUCAGAAUUUACUUGAAUCUAAAAUCAUUGACCAGCAAACUUUUGAAGACCUGAGCAUCGGAAAGGUCACGGCAGAGCAAGUAAGCACUAGGGAUUCGGUGCGCAGGUACCUGCAGGGAACCGACUGCAUUGCAGGAGUGUUUGUGCAGUCCACCAAACAGACCAUGAGCAUCUAUGAAGCCAAAUCCAAAGGACAUCUAACAGCUGGAACGUCACUCGUUUUACUGGAGGCUCAAGCUGCCAUUGGAUUCAUGAUUGAUCCAUUGAAGAACAAAAAACUCUCAGUGGAGGAGGCAGUGGCUGAGGGAGUCGUGGGGGCUGAAUGGAAAAGCAAGCUGCUUUCUGCAGAGAAGGCAGUCACUGGCUACACUGACCCUCACACAGGAAACAUCAUUUCGUUGUUCCAGGCCUUGAAGAAAGAUCUCAUCGUCAGAGACCAUGGCAUCCGUCUUCUGGAAGCACAGAUUGCUACUGGAGGCAUCAUUGAUCCAGUGCACAGCCACCGUGUGCCUGUAGAGGUGGCUUACGAGAGAGGGUAUUUUGAUAAAGAAAUGAACCAGGUUCUUGCCGACCCGUCGGAUGACACCAAGGGCUUCUUUGACCCCAACACGAAGGAAAACCUCACCUACUUGCAACUACUUGGCAGGUGUGUGAGAGACCCCCACACUGGCCUAAAACUGCUUGUUGUUGUGAAGCCAGGAGAGUUUUACUUUUACAUUGACGAGCAUACAAAGACAACACUCCAGUGCACCACCACAAAGAAAGCAGGGGGUAAAUUCCAAGGAAAGGAGAUUUCCCUCUGGGAACUGAUAGACUCUGAAUACAUUGAAGAGGAAAAGAAAAGAGAUCUGGUUCAGCAAUUUAAAUCUGGCACUAUAACAGUUGAAUACUUCUUGGAGCAUGUGCUCACAAUUAUAGGUCAGAAAACGUCCUGUGUGACCGUUACGACCACCACCACCACUUCAACUAAAACGGGCCCUGGUUUCCGUGGAAUCAAAAAGCAAGUAUCGGCUCAGAAUUUACUUGAAUCUAAAAUCAUUGACCAGCAAACUUUUGAAGACCUGAGCAUCGGAAAGGUCACGGCAGAGCAAGUAAGCACUAGGGAUUCGGUGCGCAGGUACCUGCAGGGAACCGACUGCAUUGCAGGAGUGUUUGUGCAGUCCACCAAACAGACCAUGAGCAUCUAUGAAGCCAAAUCCAAAGGACAUCUAACAGCUGGAACGUCACUCGUUUUACUGGAGGCUCAAGCUGCCAUUGGAUUCAUGAUUGAUCCAUUGAAGAACAAAAAACUCUCAGUGGAGGAGGCAGUGGCUGAGGGAGUCGUGGGGGCUGAAUGGAAAAGCAAGCUGCUUUCUGCAGAGAAGGCAGUCACUGGCUACACUGACCCUCACACAGGAAACAUCAUUUCGUUGUUCCAGGCCUUGAAGAAAGAUCUCAUCGUCAGAGACCAUGGCAUCCGUCUUCUGGAAGCACAGAUUGCUACUGGAGGCAUCAUUGAUCCAGUGCACAGCCACCGUGUGCCUGUAGAGGUGGCUUACGAGAGAGGGUAUUUUGAUAAAGAAAUGAACCAGGUUCUUGCCGACCCGUCGGAUGACACCAAGGGCUUCUUUGACCCCAACACGAAGGAAAACCUCACCUACUUGCAACUACUUGGCAGGUGUGUGAGAGACCCCCACACUGGCCUAAAACUGCUUGUUGUUGUGAAGCCAGGAGAGUUUUACUUUUACAUUGACGAGCAUACAAAGACAACACUCCAGUGCACCACCACAAAGAAAGCAGGGGGUAAAUUCCAAGGAAAGGAGAUUUCCCUCUGGGAACUGAUAGACUCUGAAUACAUUGAAGAGGAAAAGAAGAGAGAUCUGGUUCAGCAAUUUAAAUCUGGCACUAUAACAGUUGAAUACUUCUUGGAGCAUGUGCUCACAAUUAUAGGUCAGAAAACGUCCUGUGUGACCGUUACGACCACCACCACCACUUCAACUAAAACGGGCCCUGGUUUCUGUGGAAUCAAAAAGCAAGUAUCGGCUCAGAAUUUACUUGAAUCUAAAAUCAUUGACCAGCAAACUUUUGAAGACCUGAGCAUCGGAAAGGUCACGGCAGAGCAAGUAAGCACUAGGGAUUCGGUGCGCAGGUACCUGCAGGGAACCGACUGCAUUGCAGGAGUGUUUGUGCAGUCCACCAAACAGACCAUGAGCAUCUAUGAAGCCAAAUCCAAAGGACAUCUAACAGCUGGAACGUCACUCGUUUUACUGGAGGCUCAAGCUGCCAUUGGAUUCAUGAUUGAUCCAUUGAAGAACAAAAAACUCUCAGUGGAGGAGGCAGUGGCUGAGGGAGUCGUGGGGGCUGAAUGGAAAAGCAAGCUGCUUUCUGCAGAGAAGGCAGUCACUGGCUACACUGACCCUCACACAGGAAACAUCAUUUCGUUGUUCCAGGCCUUGAAGAAAGAUCUCAUCGUCAGAGACCAUGGCAUCCGUCUUCUGGAAGCACAGAUUGCUACUGGAGGCAUCAUUGAUCCAGUGCACAGCCACCGUGUGCCUGUAGAGGUGGCUUACGAGAGAGGGUAUUUUGAUAAAGAAAUGAACCAGGUUCUUGCCGACCCGUCGGAUGACACCAAGGGCUUCUUUGACCCCAACACGAAGGAAAACCUCACCUACUUGCAACUACUUGGCAGGUGUGUGAGAGACCCCCACACUGGCCUAAAACUGCUUGUUGUUGUGAAGCCAGGAGAGUUUUACUUUUACAUUGACGAGCAUACAAAGACAACACUCCAGUGCACCACCACAAAGAAAGCAGGGGGUAAAUUCCAAGGAAAGGAGAUUUCCCUCUGGGAACUGAUAGACUCUGAAUACAUUGAAGAGGAAAAGAAAAGAGAUCUGGUUCAGCAAUUUAAAUCUGGCACUAUAACAGUUGAAUACUUCUUGGAGCAUGUGCUCACAAUUAUAGGUCAGAAAACGUCCUGUGUGACCGUUACGACCACCACCACCACCACUUCAACUAAAACGGGCCGUGGUUUCCGUGGAAUCAAAAAGCAAGUAACGGCUCAGAAUUUACUUGAAUCUAAAAUCAUUGACCAGCAAACUUUUGAAGACCUGAGCAUCGGAAAGGUCACGGCAGAGCAAGUAAGCACUAGGGAUUCGGUGCGCAGGUACCUGCAGGGAACCGACUGCAUUGCAGGAGUGUUUGUGCAGUCCACCAAACAGACCAUGAGCAUCUAUGAAGCCAAAUCCAAAGGACAUCUAACAGCUGGAACGUCACUCGUUUUACUGGAGGCUCAAGCUGCCAUUGGAUUCAUGAUUGAUCCAUUGAAGAACAAAAAACUCUCAGUGGAGGAGGCAGUGGCUGAGGGAGUCGUGGGGGCUGAAUGGAAAAGCAAGCUGCUUUCUGCAGAGAAGGCAGUCACUGGCUACACUGACCCUCACACAGGAAACAUCAUUUCGUUGUUCCAGGCCUUGAAGAAAGAUCUCAUCGUCAGAGACCAUGGCAUCCGUCUUCUGGAAGCACAGAUUGCUACUGGAGGCAUCAUUGAUCCAGUGCACAGCCACCGUGUGCCUGUAGAGGUGGCUUACGAGAGAGGGUAUUUUGAUAAAGAAAUGAACCAGGUUCUUGCCGACCCGUCGGAUGACACCAAGGGCUUCUUUGACCCCAACACGAAGGAAAACCUCACCUACUUGCAACUACUUGGCAGGUGUGUGAGAGACCCCCACACUGGCCUAAAACUGCUUGUUGUUGUGAAGCCAGGAGAGUUUUACUUUUACAUUGACGAGCAUACAAAGACAACACUCCAGUGCACCACCACAAAGAAAGCAGGGGGUAAAUUCCAAGGAAAGGAGAUUUCCCUCUGGGAACUGAUAGACUCUGAAUACAUUGAAGAGGAAAAGAAAAGAGAUCUGGUUCAGCAAUUUAAAUCUGGCACUAUAACAGUUGAAUACUUCUUGGAGCAUGUGCUCACAAUUAUAGGUCAGAAAACGUCCUGUGUGACCGUUACGACCACCACCACCACUUCAACUAAAACGGGCCGUGGUUUCCGUGGAAUCAAAAAGCAAGUAACGGCUCAGAAUUUACUUGAAUCUAAAAUCAUUGACCAGCAAACUUUUGAAGACCUGAGCAUCGGAAAGGUCACGGCAGAGCAAGUAAGCACUAGGGAUUCGGUGCGCAGGUACCUGCAGGGAACCGACUGCAUUGCAGGAGUGUUUGUGCAGUCCACCAAACAGACCAUGAGCAUCUAUGAAGCCAAAUCCAAAGGACAUCUAACAGCUGGAACGUCACUCGUUUUACUGGAGGCUCAAGCUGCCAUUGGAUUCAUGAUUGAUCCAUUGAAGAACAAAAAACUCUCAGUGGAGGAGGCAGUGGCUGAGGGAGUCGUGGGGGCUGAAUGGAAAAGCAAGCUGCUUUCUGCAGAGAAGGCAGUCACUGGCUACACUGACCCUCACACAGGAAACAUCAUUUCGUUGUUCCAGGCCUUGAAGAAAGAUCUCAUCGUCAGAGACCAUGGCAUCCGUCUUCUGGAAGCACAGAUUGCUACUGGAGGCAUCAUUGAUCCAGUGCACAGCCACCGUGUGCCUGUAGAGGUGGCUUACGAGAGAGGGUAUUUUGAUAAAGAAAUGAACCAGGUUCUUGCCGACCCGUCGGAUGACACCAAGGGCUUCUUUGACCCCAACACGAAGGAAAACCUCACCUACUUGCAACUACUUGGCAGGUGUGUGAGAGACCCCCACACUGGCCUAAAACUGCUUGUUGUUGUGAAGCCAGGAGAGUUUUACUUUUACAUUGACGAGCAUACAAAGACAACACUCCAGUGCACCACCACAAAGAAAGCAGGGGGUAAAUUCCAAGGAAAGGAGAUUUCCCUCUGGGAACUGAUAGACUCUGAAUACAUUGAAGAGGAAAAGAAAAGAGAUCUGGUUCAGCAAUUUAAAUCUGGCACUAUAACAGUUGAAUACUUCUUGGAGCAUGUGCUCACAAUUAUAGGUCAGAAAACGUCCUGUGUGACCGUUACGACCACCACCACCACCACUUCAACUAAAACGGGCCGUGGUUUCCGUGGAAUCAAAAAGCAAGUAACGGCUCAGAAUUUACUUGAAUCUAAAAUCAUUGACCAGCAAACUUUUGAAGACCUGAGCAUCGGAAAGGUCACGGCAGAGCAAGUAAGCACUAGGGAUUCGGUGCGCAGGUACCUGCAGGGAACCGACUGCAUUGCAGGAGUGUUUGUGCAGUCCACCAAACAGACCAUGAGCAUCUAUGAAGCCAAAUCCAAAGGACAUCUAACAGCUGGAACGUCACUCGUUUUACUGGAGGCUCAAGCUGCCAUUGGAUUCAUGAUUGAUCCAUUGAAGAACAAAAAACUCUCAGUGGAGGAGGCAGUGGCUGAGGGAGUCGUGGGGGCUGAAUGGAAAAGCAAGCUGCUUUCUGCAGAGAAGGCAGUCACUGGCUACACUGACCCUCACACAGGAAACAUCAUUUCGUUGUUCCAGGCCUUGAAGAAAGAUCUCAUCGUCAGAGACCAUGGCAUCCGUCUUCUGGAAGCACAGAUUGCUACUGGAGGCAUCAUUGAUCCAGUGCACAGCCACCGUGUGCCUGUAGAGGUGGCUUACGAGAGAGGGUAUUUUGAUAAAGAAAUGAACCAGGUUCUUGCCGACCCGUCGGAUGACACCAAGGGCUUCUUUGACCCCAACACGAAGGAAAACCUCACCUACUUGCAACUACUUGGCAGGUGUGUGAGAGACCCCCACACUGGCCUAAAACUGCUUGUUGUUGUGAAGCCAGGAGAGUUUUACUUUUACAUUGACGAGCAUACAAAGACAACACUCCAGUGCACCACCACAAAGAAAGCAGGGGGUAAAUUCCAAGGAAAGGAGAUUUCCCUCUGGGAACUGAUAGACUCUGAAUACAUUGAAGAGGAAAAGAAAAGAGAUCUGGUUCAGCAAUUUAAAUCUGGCACUAUAACAGUUGAAUACUUCUUGGAGCAUGUGCUCACAAUUAUAGGUCAGAAAACGUCCUGUGUGACCGUUACGACCACCACCACCACUUCAACUAAAACGGGCCCUGGUUUCCGUGGAAUCAAAAAGCAAGUAUCGGCUCAGAAUUUACUUGAAUCUAAAAUCAUUGACCAGCAAACUUUUGAAGACCUGAGCAUCGGAAAGGUCACGGCAGAGCAAGUAAGCACUAGGGAUUCGGUGCGCAGGUACCUGCAGGGAACCGACUGCAUUGCAGGAGUGUUUGUGCAGUCCACCAAACAGACCAUGAGCAUCUAUGAAGCCAAAUCCAAAGGACAUCUAACAGCUGGAACGUCACUCGUUUUACUGGAGGCUCAAGCUGCCAUUGGAUUCAUGAUUGAUCCAUUGAAGAACAAAAAACUCUCAGUGGAGGAGGCAGUGGCUGAGGGAGUCGUGGGGGCUGAAUGGAAAAGCAAGCUGCUUUCUGCAGAGAAGGCAGUCACUGGCUACACUGACCCUCACACAGGAAACAUCAUUUCGUUGUUCCAGGCCUUGAAGAAAGAUCUCAUCGUCAGAGACCAUGGCAUCCGUCUUCUGGAAGCACAGAUUGCUACUGGAGGCAUCAUUGAUCCAGUGCACAGCCACCGUGUGCCUGUAGAGGUGGCUUACGAGAGAGGGUAUUUUGAUAAAGAAAUGAACCAGGUUCUUGCCGACCCGUCGGAUGACACCAAGGGCUUCUUUGACCCCAACACGAAGGAAAACCUCACCUACUUGCAACUACUUGGCAGGUGUGUGAGAGACCCCCACACUGGCCUAAAACUGCUUGUUGUUGUGAAGCCAGGAGAGUUUUACUUUUACAUUGACGAGCAUACAAAGACAACACUCCAGUGCACCACCACAAAGAAAGCAGGGGGUAAAUUCCAAGGAAAGGAGAUUUCCCUCUGGGAACUGAUAGACUCUGAAUACAUUGAAGAGGAAAAGAAGAGAGAUCUGGUUCAGCAAUUUAAAUCUGGCACUAUAACAGUUGAAUACUUCUUGGAGCAUGUGCUCACAAUUAUAGGUCAGAAAACGUCCUGUGUGACCGUUACGACCACCACCACCACUUCAACUAAAACGGGCCCUGGUUUCUGUGGAAUCAAAAAGCAAGUAUCGGCUCAGAAUUUACUUGAAUCUAAAAUCAUUGACCAGCAAACUUUUGAAGACCUGAGCAUCGGAAAGGUCACGGCAGAGCAAGUAAGCACUAGGGAUUCGGUGCGCAGGUACCUGCAGGGAACCGACUGCAUUGCAGGAGUGUUUGUGCAGUCCACCAAACAGACCAUGAGCAUCUAUGAAGCCAAAUCCAAAGGACAUCUAACAGCUGGAACGUCACUCGUUUUACUGGAGGCUCAAGCUGCCAUUGGAUUCAUGAUUGAUCCAUUGAAGAACAAAAAACUCUCAGUGGAGGAGGCAGUGGCUGAGGGAGUCGUGGGGGCUGAAUGGAAAAGCAAGCUGCUUUCUGCAGAGAAGGCAGUCACUGGCUACACUGACCCUCACACAGGAAACAUCAUUUCGUUGUUCCAGGCCUUGAAGAAAGAUCUCAUCGUCAGAGACCAUGGCAUCCGUCUUCUGGAAGCACAGAUUGCUACUGGAGGCAUCAUUGAUCCAGUGCACAGCCACCGUGUGCCUGUAGAGGUGGCUUACGAGAGAGGGUAUUUUGAUAAAGAAAUGAACCAGGUUCUUGCCGACCCGUCGGAUGACACCAAGGGCUUCUUUGACCCCAACACGAAGGAAAACCUCACCUACUUGCAACUACUUGGCAGGUGUGUGAGAGACCCCCACACUGGCCUAAAACUGCUUGUUGUUGUGAAGCCAGGAGAGUUUUACUUUUACAUUGACAAGCAUACAAAGACAACACUCCAGUGCACCACCACAAAGAAAGCAGGGGGUAAAUUCCAAGGAAAGGAGAUUUCCCUCUGGGAACUGAUAGACUCUGAAUACAUUGAAGAGGAAAAGAAAAGAGAUCUGGUUCAGCAAUUUAAAUCUGGCACUAUAACAGUUGAAUACUUCUUGGAGCAUGUGCUCACAAUUAUAGGUCAGAAAACGUCCUGUGUGACCGUUACGACCACCACCACCACUUCAACUAAAACGGGCCCUGGUUUCCGUGGAAUCAAAAAGCAAGUAUCGGCUCAGAAUUUACUUGAAUCUAAAAUCAUUGACCAGCAAACUUUUGAAGACCUGAGCAUCGGAAAGGUCACGGCAGAGCAAGUAAGCACUAGGGAUUCGGUGCGCAGGUACCUGCAGGGAACCGACUGCAUUGCAGGAGUGUUUGUGCAGUCCACCAAACAGACCAUGAGCAUCUAUGAAGCCAAAUCCAAAGGACAUCUAACAGCUGGAACGUCACUCGUUUUACUGGAGGCUCAAGCUGCCAUUGGAUUCAUGAUUGAUCCAUUGAAGAACAAAAAACUCUCAGUGGAGGAGGCAGUGGCUGAGGGAGUCGUGGGGGCUGAAUGGAAAAGCAAGCUGCUUUCUGCAGAGAAGGCAGUCACUGGCUACACUGACCCUCACACAGGAAACAUCAUUUCGUUGUUCCAGGCCUUGAAGAAAGAUCUCAUCGUCAGAGACCAUGGCAUCCGUCUUCUGGAAGCACAGAUUGCUACUGGAGGCAUCAUUGAUCCAGUGCACAGCCACCGUGUGCCUGUAGAGGUGGCUUACGAGAGAGGGUAUUUUGAUAAAGAAAUGAACCAGGUUCUUGCCGACCCGUCGGAUGACACCAAGGGCUUCUUUGACCCCAACACGAAGGAAAACCUCACCUACUUGCAACUACUUGGCAGGUGUGUGAGAGACCCCCACACUGGCCUAAAACUGCUUGUUGUUGUGAAGCCAGGAGAGUUUUACUUUUACAUUGACGAGCAUACAAAGACAACACUCCAGUGCACCACCACAAAGAAAGCAGGAGGUAAAUUCCAAGGAAAGGAGAUUUCCCUCUGGGAACUGAUAGACUCUGAAUACAUUGAAGAGGAAAAGAAAAGAGAUCUGGUUCAGCAAUUUAAAUCUGGCACUAUAACAGUUGAAUACUUCUUGGAGCAUGUGCUCACAAUUAUAGGUCAGAAAACGUCCUGUGUGACCGUUACAACCACCCCUACAACUAAAAUGGGUCCUGGUUUCUGUGGAAUCAAAAAGCAAGUAGAUGCAUCAAACAUCCACACAAUGGUUUCACCUGACUGAGCUUAACGAAAUGAGAAAAAUACUUUAACUGUUUGUUCACUUAAUGAAUUACAAAAACAUACUUGAUUCAGUUUGCGGUCUUUAGGUUUGGAAGAACCAGUUAGAUAUUAUGAUUUUCAUAUGAUAUACCUAUUAUACCUUUCUUAAGCAUUUAUUCUUUUGUCAUCUAUCAGGUUUUGCCUGUUUGCUCAUGUUCUUUCUUCAUACCUAGAGAAAUUCUCCUUCUUGAUUGUUUGUACCUUGUGCUUUAUUCUUUGUUCAAGGUAUUGCCUUGUUUAUUAUUUCUAAAUUCUCCAUCCAACAGUAACAUUACGGUGUUUAAACACCAUAGCUAUACUGAGUUACUUUCAGUAUGAUGCUGCUACAUCCGUCAAAUAACCUUAGGUCAUGAAUACUGAUUUCAAGUGGGUGUAGAGGCACUGACAAAAUAUGCAUGGUUACAGCCAGAUUAUAUUUUUCCUUUGCACCUGAUUAAACCGAGUAUUGAUACAAGGUAUAUGCACAUCAAAACUGGAAAGUGAGUGUUCGCUUUUUAUUGUAGAUCUUUAUCAUUCUUCAUAAAAUAUUGCAUUUGUAGAGAUUUAUCAUUGUCUGUCUAUUUCCCUACAUUUUUUCAUGUUUUCAGAAUAAAAUUGUUGGAUAUUGAAAAGUAUGUCACACAAUUAUAUUUUUCUUAAAUUGUGAAAGGAGUGGAAUCUUUGAAUGCUUACCUUUUAAAACACUAAUAAAGUUUCCUUAUUCAA